This is a messenger RNA of Drosophila guanche, 2418 nucleotides long. RefSeq names its product sodium-coupled monocarboxylate transporter 1-like. Gene Ontology annotation, molecular function: symporter activity. Gene Ontology annotation, biological process: transmembrane transport; sodium ion transport. The record is from RefSeq and is a predicted model, not a curated record. Bases 327 to 2360 code for a protein of 677 amino acids. Gene Ontology annotation, cellular component: membrane. NCBI's taxonomy places the organism in Eukaryota, Metazoa, Arthropoda, Insecta, Diptera, Drosophilidae. The transcript is spliced from 9 exons.
GCGAGGAUUUGGAGCAAACACUUGUGUGUGCUCUGCUUGUCUGUAAAAAAAGUAAAAAUCAAACUGCUCGCCGUGUGUACUGCUCACACUGACACUCAAAGAGCUACGGAAUAACUUGCAGUUUUGUUUUUCAGUUAAUAAAAUGUCCUCUAUUAGGAAGCGCUGACAAAAUUCCUAAUGAUAAACCGAAACCGUUGCGCAGUACCCUAAACUAAUACAAAAGUAAAAAGUAAUAAAAUCCUAAGGCAUUAAAGUGAACGCGAUUGAACGCGGCUGGAAGUCAAUAAAAAUAAAAUACAUAAAAUCAACUUGUGGUCCAGGAAAUAAUGUCAGCCACUGGCAGCCCGACCACUGCCAUAACCAGUGCGACUGUGAGGACAGUGGAAGCCAUAUUUAGCAGCACGGCUUCAAACUCAGACAGCCCCAGUGCCCUGCUUCGCAACCCAAUGCCCACUCAAUCGUCCAUUUCCUCAUUCACUCCAACUCCCGCUCCCGCCACCAUGGGCGGCCCGGAAGAGAAACUCAGCGUGAAGGAUUUAGGCGAGACGCUGCAGCACUUUGGUGUGGUCGACUAUAUGGUGUUCAUAGUCAUGCUGGCGGUCUGCGCCGUCAUCGGCAUCUAUUUCGGUUUCAUCGAAAAGAAGCAAAAGUCCAAGAAGAAGAAGGGCGGCCAGGGGCUGGCUUGCAAGGAUGAGGCUGGUGCGGCUGGCGUGGAGGAGCGACGCGGCUCUGAGGCAUUGGAUUAUCUUGUAGGCGGUCGUCAAAUGAAAGUGUUUCCGGUCGCACUGUCACUGGUGGCCAGCUUCGUCUCGGGCAUUUCCCUGCUGGGCACUUCGACGGAGAUUUAUGUCUAUGGCACACAAUACGCCUUCAUUCUGGUCACCCUGGCCAUCUCAGGCGCCAUUUCGUGGUACAUUUUCCUGCCGGUGUUCUGCAAUCUGCAGCUGACAUCCACCUAUGAGUACUUUGAGAUGCGCUUUAACAAGUCGGUACGACUGCUGGGAUCCACACUCUUCACGUGCUCAAAUCUCAUCUGGCUGCCCAUUGUCAUCUUUGUCCCGGCACUGGCGUUCAAUCAAGUCACCGGCAUAAAUAUACACAUCAUCACACCCAUCGUAUGCGUUGUUUGCAUUUUCUACACAACUGCCGGUGGGUUGAAGGCCGUUGUUUGGACAGAUGUGAUCCAGACCUUCGUUAUGGUCAUUGCCAUUUUCUUUGUCAUUAUCAAGGGUACCAUGGAUGUGGGUGGCCUGGGUGUUGUUAUUCAACGCAACUUUGACAGCGGACGUCUUGAGUGGCCGGAAUGGACUUUUGAUCCCAAAGUACGCAUGUCCAUGCUGGCCAUGUUGUUGGGUAAUGUGGGCCAUAAUGCCUAUGCCUUAGGAUGCAAUCAGAUCAUUAUACAACGGUAUAACUCGCUGCCCGGCAAGAAGGAGAUGGCUCAGACUUCGCUCAUCUUUAUUGUCGGUUUGACGGUUCUCAAUGCGGUUUGCCUGUACAACGGACUUUUGCUGUAUGCCACAUACUACGACUGCGAUCCACUGACUACAAAGCUGGCUAUGGCCAAGGAUCAGUUAGUCCCUCUUCUCGUGGUGCAGUCUCUUAGCUCAUUUCCUGGCGUUCCCGGCAUGUUUGUGGCUGGUGUUUUUAGUGCUGCACUCAGCUCUCUGUCCACGGGUCUCAACUCACUGGCUGCUGUCUUUCUAGAGGAUUACAUAAAGCCAUUGCGCAAGAAAUCCAUGACGGAGCAUGAGGUUGCCAUCACCGUGCGCCUCUGCACGGUCAUUAUUGGGGUGCUCUCGGUGGCCCUCGUAUUUGUGGUCGAGCGCAUGGGCACUCACGUGAUGCAGCUGUCCAUGACCGUCGGUGCAAUUGUCAAUGGUCCGCUGGUGGCGCUGUUUGUCAUGGGAUUGCUAAUCCCAAGCAUCAACUCAAAGAGCGCACUGUUGGGCACCGUUGUUUCGUUUUUCUUCAUGGCCUGGCUGUGCCUUUCCGCCCAAAUGGCUGUCACCUCCGGCGAGAUGCAGUGGCAGACCAAGCCGGUGAGCACGGAUGGCUGCACCUAUGAGUUUGAGCGUCCCAUGGUGACGCCAGAUAAUGCCACCAGACCAACGGUAGAGCAUAAUUCCUUGAGCUUUGGUGAGGAGAUCUAUCAUGUUUCCUUCAUGUUUUACUCCAUGAUUGGGGCUGCCGUGGCUGUUGUGGUGGCCCAACUGGCCGGUUUCUUCUUUGGCCGCAAUAAACCCGAAGAUGUGGACCUAGAGCUGCUCUCCCCCUGCAUUCGCAGAUUCUACAAGUCCAACUAUGCCAGCGUGCAACUGGAAGAGAAUACACUGACGAAUUUCAAUGAGAAAUGUUAGAGAAAAUCUCUCGACGAGACCCAAUGUACUUAUCAAUAAAAUUAACUAUUAAGUGAGA